This is a messenger RNA of Rasamsonia emersonii CBS 393.64, 5004 nucleotides long. Its product is annotated as Phospholipid-translocating ATPase. Lineage: Eukaryota; Fungi; Ascomycota; Eurotiomycetes; Eurotiales; Trichocomaceae. Gene Ontology annotation, biological process: intracellular protein transport; phospholipid translocation; post-Golgi vesicle-mediated transport. The coding region runs from base 1 to 5004 and encodes 1667 amino acids. The transcript has a single exon. The record is from RefSeq and is a predicted model, not a curated record. Gene Ontology annotation, cellular component: plasma membrane. Gene Ontology annotation, molecular function: ATP binding; ATPase-coupled intramembrane lipid carrier activity; ATP hydrolysis activity.
AUGACAAGAGAAGAUGACCAGACGAGUAAAGGAACGAGUCAAUCACGGCACGGGGAGAUCUCAAGACCCAACAACGACGCGCACGAGCCUUCGAUAGCGGAGAGAACAUCAGGAAGUGGUGGUGAUGAACGUGUACAGCAGGGGCAAUCCGGUGACGGAGCCCCGCCGAGCCCCUCGUCUGAUGGCAUCCCCGACUCAUCUCUGAACAGAACUUCCCACCCCAAGGUCCGCUUUUCGGCUGACCUUGACCGGGGUCAGGAAGGUCCAGGCAGAACGUCGCAAAGCAUCGGCGACCGGCGACCCGCCUCUCGAGGACUGACAAUCGAUACUUCAGUGCCGGUAGUGAAACGCGCCUCAAGCCCGCUCAGCAGGUCUCCUGGGCAAAAUGACGAUCCGACAAUAGUUCCGCCGACUGCUGCACUCUCUCCCCUGUCACCCCAGAGUACUACCCCUGCCCCUGCUCGUUCCCGAUCUCGAAACCGCGGUUACUCGCUACGACGAACCCUGUUCACGAAGAAUAUGCCACCACAGUCUGAAGAAAAUGGAGAUCAAGUCAUUGAGAUGGGGCCGAGCCAGCCUGCACAUUCUUCGGAUAGGAUAGAGGAGAAAGGGACUGUAUCUAAAGAGCAGGUUCAAGACAACAUCCAGCCCGUAAUAACGCCGGAAUCGGACUUGCAGGACGAUGUUGAGUCAGUGGUCUACUCGGAUUCUACGCCGCUCAAAUAUAUUACCUCGCUCACAGCUCGUGGAAGUCGAUUUCGUGCAAGUGUUGCCUCUGUAACAGCCUUUGCACGGCUGUUAGCCUUUCUGGAAACCGUUCGGAAGGUCGUUUUUCGAAUACGGGACAUUCCUCCAACCAAAUCUGGCCGUCAUAUUGAUCUUGAUGUUUACCGCACGGAGGCACUUAUCGAUGAGAGAACCGGUAAACACUAUAUCAAUAACUCUAUUCGAUCCAGCCGGUAUACUGUUUGGAGUUUCAUUCCUCGACAGCUUGUCGCUCAGUUUUCGAAGCUUGCCAAUUUCUAUUUCCUCAUCGUGUCGAUCUUGCAGAUGAUUCCCGGACUGAGUACGACAGGUACUUUUACGACCAUUGUUCCCCUUAUGAUAUUUGUCGGCAUUUCUAUGGGCAAAGAAGGUUUCGAUGAUUGGCGUCGCCAUCGUUUGGACAAAGAAGAAAACAACCGUUAUGCCCGCGUUCUGCGACCAGGGAGUAGACAAGGUUCUCGCGUAAGGUCCGUAGCGGAUGACGAGGAUUCUAGCGAUGAUGGUGAUUGGGUUGCUGUCAAGUGGCGGGAUAUCAAAGUGGGCGAUGUUAUCAAGCUCGAGCGCGAUGAACCUGUGCCCGCAGACAUCGUUCUACUCCACGCUGAUGGCCCAAAUGGCAUUGCAUAUAUUGAAACAAUGGCACUCGAUGGUGAGACCAACCUCAAGAGCAAGCAGCCGUGCCACUCGGUAGCCAAGGUUUGUUCGACCGUUGAAGAUAUCUGCCAACAGGAUUCCAUUCAUUUCACGGUCGAAGAUCCGAAUAUCGAUCUUUACAAGUUCGAAGGAAACGUCACGGUGGGCGAGGACAAGCUUCCGCUGACCAACAAUGAGAUCGUCUAUCGGGGAAGCGUUCUGCGUAACACGGAACGUGUCUAUGCCAUGGUGAUCUACACCGGUGAGGAAUGCAAGAUACGCAUGAAUGCGAAUAAGAAUCCUCGGAUCAAACGUCCUGCACUGCAGUCCGAAGUCAACUUAGUUGUCAUGAUCAUCGUCGCAAUUGUCAUUAUUUUAGCAAUCGUCUGUACAAUCGCCUACAGGUUCUGGUCAAAGGAUGUGGAGCGAAAGGCGUGGUAUCUGAGUCACGCUCGUGUCCCGAUCGGCCAGGUUUUCACGUCGUUCUUGAUCAUGUUCAACACACUGAUUCCGAUCUCGCUCUACGUCAGCUUGGAAAUCGUCAAGGUUGCCCAGAUGUUUCUCUUGAACGACAUCGACAUGUAUGAUGAAGAAUCUGAUACCCCGCUCGAGGCCCGAACGUCUACGAUCAAUGAAGAACUUGGGCAAAUCAGCUACAUAUUCUCUGACAAGACAGGCACACUGACGAACAACAGUAUGCGCUUCCGGAGGAUGAGUGUUGCUGGGACAGCAUGGCUACAUGACACUGAUCUGCGGGAAGAGGCGGCUCGAGAAGGCGACCGGCAACGGUUGAUCCACAAGAAACGCAGCAAGGGGAAAAAAGCAAUGCGUCGCAAAUCUUAUGCAGACGAUCCUCACAGAGCUUUUGUGCGGAUGUCCACUGCCUCUGCGAACCUGGAUCCGUCUGGUCAGUUGGCAAGUACUAAGCCAACCAACCUGGGGAGACCGUUCCAUGGAGGCAAUACGACACAAAUGUUGGAGUAUAUCCAGCGCAAGCCCUACACCCUUUUCGCUCGUAAAGCUAAGUUCUUCAUUUUGUCCAUGGCCAUUUGCCACACGUGUCUUCCGGAGCGUGAUGAGACGGGGAGAAUCAAAUUCCAGGCUGCGUCACCUGAUGAGCUGGCUUUGGUUCAGGCCGCGAAAGAGCUGGGUUAUCUUGUCGUGGACAGACAGCCCAACACCCUGACCAUACGAACCUUCCCGUCAGGGCCGGACGAUGAACCCGUUGACGAAGUCUAUGAGAUUCUAGAUGUGAUUGAAUUCACCAGCUCACGCAAGAGAAUGUCGGUGAUCGUCCGCAUGCCAGACCAACGUAUUUGCCUCUUCUGCAAAGGAGCCGAUUCCACCAUCAUGAAGCUUCUCAGGCAAUCUUCACUUGCUCAUGAAAAGGCAAGUGAAAUUGAGAGAAGGGCCAGCAAACGCAAGACAGCAGAAGCAAUCGAGGUGAUUAGACGAAACAGUGAGCUUCAGAGUCCAACUAGCGUCGGUCGCCCCAGUUUUUCAGGGAGAAGGUCGAGCGUCUCAGGGAAACAUGCGUCUUUGAGGCGUAGCAUCGAUUUGUGGCUCAAAGAUCGGGAAACAGACGGUGGAAUCUUGACUAGGGACAAUGGAAGUGAACACUACAGCCCUCGGCCAUCAGCUCAGUUCAGCCGGCAUUCCACUACUCUCUCAGAUGGAAGACCUUCAUUCCAGGAGGACGAGGGUGACUUGGUCGACGAGGCCCUGGUGGUAGACGAACAAGCCGUCUUUGAGAGAUGCUUCCAACAUCUGAACGACUUUGCAGCUGAUGGCUUGCGCACGCUUAUGUAUGCUUAUCGCUUCAUCGACGAGGCCACCUACAGAGAUUGGAAGAGGGCAUAUCAAGAGGCCACAACCAGUCUGGUAGACCGGCAGGAGAAGAUCGAGAGAGUUGGUGAGCAAAUUGAAACCCGGCUGGAGCUCACCGGUGCCACAGCUAUCGAGGACAAGCUUCAAAAGGGCGUCCCUGAGGCAAUCGAUAAACUGAGGCGUGCUAACAUCAAGCUUUGGAUGCUCACUGGUGACAAACGGGAGACAGCCAUCAAUAUUGGGCACUCUUGCCGGCUGGUCAAGGACUACUCUGAAGUUGUCGUUCUUGACCAUGAGACAGGAAAAGUUGAGGAGUCAAUCAAUUCCCUGACUGCAAAUAUCCAAAAGGGCAAGGUUGCCCACUCUGUUGUCGUGGUGGAUGGCCAGACUUUGUCCGUCAUUGAAUCAGACAAGGUCUUGAUGGCGCGCUUUUUCAACCUGGCCAUUCUUGUCGACUCCGUGAUCUGCUGUCGUGCGAGUCCCAAACAAAAGGCGUUCCUAGUGAGAUCUGUUCGGAAACAAGUCAGUGACGCUAUUACUCUGGCCAUUGGCGACGGUGCAAACGAUAUCGCCAUGAUCCAGGAAGCUCAUGUCGGUAUCGGCAUUACUGGUAGGGAGGGGUUGCAAGCGGCCAGGAUCUCUGACUACUCGAUUGCGCAAUUUAGAUUCCUUCUCAAGCUACUCCUGGUCCAUGGUCGCUGGAACUAUAUCCGGGUCUGCAAGUACACGCUGGGGACUUUCUGGAAGGAGACGCUCUUCUAUCUUACGCAAGCUCUGUAUCAGCGCUGGAAUGGUUACACGGGCACCAGUUUGUAUGAACCGUGGAGCCUGAGCAUGUUCAAUACUCUUUUCACCUCUCUAGCGGUCAUCUUCCUUGGGAUAUUUGAAAAGGAUCUUUCUGCGUCGACUCUUCUUGCUGUCCCGGAGCUCUACACGAAGGGCCAACGCAAUGAGGGUUUCAACAUCAGGAUAUACCUGGGCUGGGCCUUCAUGGCUGUCUGCGAGGCGAUGAUCGUCUUCUUCACCAUGCUCGGUCUCUUCGGGGAAGCCGUCAUCGGUAUGGACAACACCGUCUAUCCAUUAGGACUUCUCACGUUUACUGCAUGCGUAAUUAUCAUCAAUGUCAAACUCCAGUGCCUGGAAAUCCACAACAAGUCGAUUCUAGCAGCGCUGGUCAUGUUUGUGUCCAUUGGCGGCUGGUUUCUCUGGAACGUCAUUCUGUCGUGCCGAUACAAUGAUAGCAAAGAAGGCAAGAGCAUUUAUGACGUUCAUGGCAACUUCCUCAACCGGUUGGGGCAGGAUUUGUCAUUCUGGGUCGUCCUCCUGCUCAUCGUUGCCUCCGUGUGUCUGUUCGAGAUCACGGUGAGCACGGUUCGUGCGACACUGUUCCCUACCGAUGUGGACAUCUUCCAGGAGUUCGAGCAGGACCUUGAGAUCCGCAAGCGGUUUGAAGAAGCGGCCGCGUCGGAGCUGCAGCAAGGGUGGGACCACGGAAAGAAGAAGUCCAGCUUGGAAAUUGCCAGGGAAGAGGCCGAGAUGGCUGCCCGGGAGAAGGAAGUGCGCGAGCUGCUCAAUCGACGGCGCGAGAUGAGCAAGACGAGUUCUGGAGAGGCUGAGAUGGAAGAGGUUGAACUGGACAACUACGCUGGUGGCAGCGAUGGCGUGGACGAGGAGGUCGGCCUUACUAGCCCUGGUGGCAACCUACGCCGCUCUCUCGAUAUCCAUGACCUGUUCAGCAAGAGGUUUGGCUCGAUUAAGCGAGGGCAGGAGUUGAGGUGA